Toxotes jaculatrix (banded archerfish) is the source of this 4431-nucleotide messenger RNA. RefSeq names its product cell division cycle 14Ab (gene cdc14ab). Gene Ontology annotation, cellular component: spindle pole; centrosome; nucleolus. The transcript has 16 exons. The record is from RefSeq and is a predicted model, not a curated record. NCBI's taxonomy places the organism in Eukaryota, Metazoa, Chordata, Actinopteri, Toxotidae. Gene Ontology annotation, biological process: microtubule cytoskeleton organization; positive regulation of cytokinesis; protein dephosphorylation. Bases 279 to 2120 code for a protein of 613 amino acids. Gene Ontology annotation, molecular function: protein serine/threonine phosphatase activity; protein tyrosine/serine/threonine phosphatase activity.
CUCAAGAGGUUGCAAGGCUAAAAUGCUAACGUGCAAACAUGCUAACCCGGGGAGGUUUACCGGCUAAAAAGCGGAAAAGCAAACAGCGUAAACAGUAGAAAAGGCUCCUCCGUGAGUGAAGAUCGGUCGCAGAGGCUGAUGGCAAAGUGAGGAGAAAGUUUUUAACUUUUCACGCAGUCUGUGUUCGGCUGCUGCUAGCCUGCUAAGAGCUAACCGAGCGGUUCGCACUUUGAAAAGUUUCUGAGGAUUUGUGAGGAGGGUGGGAGGAGGAGGGAUUCAUGACAGGGGAGGGAGUCAAGCACCCACCGAUCCUGGCCGCGCUGUUCAGGAUGAGUGAGGACCUGGAGCUGCUGGGGACCGCGGAGUUUAUUAAAGAGCGUCUGUACUUCGCCACAUUACGCAGUAAACCUAAAAGCACAGCCAACACUCACUACUUCUGCACCGAUGACGAGUUCAUCUACGAAAAUUUCUAUGCAGACUUUGGUCCACUGAACCUGGCCAUGUUGUACCGAUACUGCUGCAAACUCAACAAGAAGCUGAAGUCCUUCACUCUGACCAGGAAACGAAUUGUUCACUACACCAGCUUCGACCAGAGGAAGAGAUCCAACGCUGCCGUGCUGAUCGGAGGAUACGCUGUGAUCUACCUGAAGAAAACUCCAGAAGAAGCCUACAGAGCUCUGAUAUCCGGUUCAAACGCCUCCUACCUGCCCUUCAGGGAUGCCUCCUUUGGAAACUGCAGCUACAACCUUACACUGUUGGACUGUCUGCAGGGCAUCGGGAAGGCUCUGCAGCAUGGCUUCUUCAACUUUGAGACCUUCGAUGUGGACGAGUACGAACACUAUGAGCGGGUGGAGAAUGGAGAUCUGAACUGGAUUGUCCCAGGGAAGAUUCUGGCCUUCAGUGGACCUCAUCUUAAAACGAAAAUAGAGAACGGUUACCCUCUCCAUGCCCCCGAGGCGUACUUCCCGUACUUCAGGAAACACAACGUGACCACUGUCAUCCGUCUGAACAAGAAGAUCUAUGACUCCAAACGUUUCACCGACGCCGGCUUCGACCACUACGAGCUGUUCUUCUUGGACGGCAGCACGCCCAGCGACAUGAUCACACGCCGCUUCCUGCACAUCUGUGAGAGCACAGACGGAGCUGUGGCCGUCCACUGCAAGGCUGGUCUGGGUAGGACGGGCACUCUGAUUGGCUGUUACCUGAUGAAACAUUACCGCUUCACGGCAGGAGAGGCCAUCGCCUGGAUCAGGAUCUGCAGGCCAGGCUCUGUGAUUGGACCACAGCAGAACUUCCUGGAAGAGAAGCAAGCAGCGCUGUGGUCGCUAGGCGACAGUGAACGUUUAAAGAAGGCCAAGCUGGAGGAGAGGGCGGUGACUCACCUCAUCACCACUAUGGAUGACCUCACCUUAAACCCCGCCCACAACAGCAACAUGUGCCAUCUGCAGGAGAGUGAGGGAACAGACAGUGGUCUGGGUCUGACUCAGGGAGACAAACUGAGAGCCUUAAAGAGCCGACGCCCCCCUCGCCCCGCCACCACCGGAGCUCUGAGGGUGGAGGAGAUGAAGAUGCACAGCAGAUCAGCCUCUCAGCCUCUCAGGUUGUCACUGGGGGUGGGCCAGGGCCCCUCCUCCCCCCUCAAGUCCUCCAAGUUCCCAGCAUCCUCUGCUUCUGCUGCCGCCAAGAGGAUUGGGAGAAGUCCUUCAUCAUCUGCGUCAAACAUCAGGAGCUCAGCUCUCAGCUCUCGAUUGGCCAGCUCUCUCAGUGAUCUGUACGCUGCAGACGUGGAGGAGGACAGGAAGACUCCCUACUCUUCUCCGUCCCCCUCCUCCUCAUCCUCUUCCUCUGUGUCUCUCAGUCCUUUCCCCUCCCCUCUGGCCCCUCCCCCUCUCUGCCGCUAUGGUAACGGACCUCGCAGCAUGCAGCAUGAGAUCAACAACAACAAUGGUCCAUUCGCUGGCUCUGCGGCACCACCCGUAGGGAAAAGCUUUGUCCGACCAGGCCCUCAGGACUUAAGCUCCUACAGGGGCCCCGGGCCUUACAACGCCAUGAAGGGCCCGUCAGGACGCUACCUGAGCCGCUCCAUACCUUCUCUUCAGUCUGAAUACAUCCAAUACUAAAACUACAGGUCUGACUUGAGGACACAUUACCCACAAUCCCUCCUGACUACCCAGAAUCCCUCCCGUGUCGGAUGCUCAAAGGGAAGCUAAUAAACCAGCAGGACUGUCUGAUUCUCCUCUGAGCCGGUAAUAGCUGCUCUGUGUUCAUACUGUCUGUAUAUAUGAUGUAAUCUACACGUGUGUUUGGCUGCAGCAGAAGAUUUAUUUAGAUACAGAAGACAGAUUUUAUAUUUCUGAUUUGUGACAGAAGAAAACAUAUUUUUGUUUUAAUGAAGAUCAUUUUGAGUUUUUUGAUAAAUGGAAGGAUCAGCUGACAAAGACUGACUCUGUCGUCGUGGUUACAGUAUUUACUUUCUGUGGGAAGGACAGAACAGAUUCACUAUGAUGGACUGAACCAACAGCAACAAUGAGAAUAAUAAUGAGAGAAGAAGAAGUAGAAGAAGAAGAAGAAGGGACCAAAAACAGAAUGUCAGCAUCAAACUCAGGGGAUUAAAGAGUGUGUGUGUGUAUGUACGUGUCUUUCAGUGGUUGUGUGGACAAAUUUUGUUUCUAAACCAUUGUUUUGAGGACAUUUUGAUGUUGUGAGGACACACAAUGUCAAGAUGUCCACACAACUUUAAAGGCUGUAUGAGGGUUAAGACCUGGUUUUAGUUAAGGUUAGGGUGGGGGGUCAAUGAGUGUCCUCACAAAGACAGUAAGAUGUGUGUGUGUGUGUGUGACAGUGUGCACCCACUCAGCCUUAAAAACUGUUAGUUAACCAGCAAGUCGAUCAGCAAUAACUGAACAUGCAGGCUCCAUCCAGGUGAACCAGGGUUAGGGUCUGUUGGUUACUGAUGGCAUUUUAUAGACUGAAGGGUUCAUCCGUUCAAUGAGGAGAAUCAGAUGAACUGAUGAAGACAGUAACUCUGUGAGAACAGGUGCAGUAACAACAGCAGUGUUUGUGUUUCUUCCCCUUAAGUCAAAGUGAAUUUGACCAAAUUCUGUUUAAAAAUUGUCAUCUGGGGACGGAAGACCUUUACGAGCCUCUGUCUUUGUAAAGCAGCAGCAUUGUCUCAGCUCAGGUGAUGAUGUGUUCACUGACCAGUGGCGCUGAGGGGACCUAGCAGAAGGGAUCAGUGUACGUCAGAUGGACACUGUUAAAACACUCGUUUGUUUAAAGCACAGUUGUCCAACACAGAGACACCCAAAGUCAUAAAGACAGAGCCACACCUGUUUGGGAACUGCAGGUCCUGAUAUACUGGUCCAGUUCAUACCAGGCUGGGCGUCUACUUGUACAGACUGUGUCUUGGUGUGUACAGCACUGGGACAUGUGGACACAGAGUAUGACGGCCUGUCCUCAAGCUCAGAUGGGAAGAUCAAUAAAAGACGAGAUCCAACAUGUAAAUCAGAGGGACUAGGCUAACCGUUUCCCCCUGCUUCCAGUCUUUAUGCUAAGCUAAGCUAACCACAUCCAGGGCCUGUCUCUGUACAGGACACAGGUUAAAGGACAUCCAUCUAAACACCGGACUCUCAGAAGAUGGGGAACAAGAAGAUCUGCUGAUGUGUCAGCUUCGUGUUUUUGAAAACCAGACACUGACUGAAUAUUGGUCAGCUGAUUGGCUGUCUGGAGAUCAGCUGAUCCUCUUCACAUCCAUGUGAUUCACCCGCUGAUUGUUCAAAAUGCUGAUUGGUUGAAAUGAUAGCUGAAGGUGGACGUAAGGGUGUUUAACGUCAGUUGGGUCUGAUGUUUUUGAUGUUUGCGUCUUCUACCUCCUCGGAUGACGUCUUCACCACCAGCUCUUUAUUUACUCGUACUGUACAUGAGACAUUUAAGAAGGGUGCACGUGUAAUAUACGUGUCACAAACUCGAGCCUUUAACAUUUUUAUGAGGACACCACUCAGACACUUUCAAAAUAAAAGCUCCAAGUUUACAGAAACAGUCAUCCUGCUGUAAAGGGACAGAUUUUCAGCUAUCUGUUGAUUCUCUCAGUCAGAGGAUUAUUAAAGUUUGUUCAAGUUUGUUUUCAGGAAACUCAGGCUAUGAAGUCACUGAAGUGCCUUAAAUGUGUUAAAACUCAUCACGUUUGAGCAUUUGAAGGUUUCUGGGAAAAUGUCUGAUGUGUGCAGGGGGCUUUUAUUUUGGAAUGGAAAUGUUUAAAUGAAGUAUUUUAAUUGUUUCUUCACUGAUGAAAGUCCUGAUCCUCUAAGCGAUGCCUUUAUUCAAGUCUUUUAUGAACGGACAAGUUAGAAAAUAAAUGUGUAGCUUUUUCUUUUAACUGAAAGCUGAGUUUAUUUCUGAGCAGUAACACAAAUAAAAGAAUUAUUCUUCUGA